This is a messenger RNA of Mycena indigotica, 1617 nucleotides long. Its product is annotated as ANK-REP-REGION domain-containing protein. Gene Ontology annotation, molecular function: protein binding. NCBI's taxonomy places the organism in Eukaryota, Fungi, Basidiomycota, Agaricomycetes, Agaricales, Mycenaceae. The coding region runs from base 43 to 1617 and encodes 524 amino acids. The record is from RefSeq and is a predicted model, not a curated record. The transcript is spliced from 7 exons.
UCAUUCAUUCCAACCACCACUCACCGGCUUUUGGGGCGCUUCAUGGCGGAGAAAGAUGCUACAGCCCGUCUUAGGCGGGCGGUCAAGGAGAAUAACCUCUUCAUCGUAAAGCGCCUGAUUCAACGGACCGACAUGCGCAAUCCAGACCCUGGGCCUCGCAGAUAUACCUCGCUGGCUUGGUCUGCUGUACUUGCCAAUGAAGAAACGUUUGAGUUCCUGAUGAACGCCGGUCACGACGAUGCAGAGUUGAGCAAGGACUCGGAAAACAACACCAUCCUCAUGAUCCUUGCCGACUACACUCCUUCCAAUACAAACAGCGCCGAUGUCAAAGGCGCGGCGCUUCGGAUGGCAAGAAUGUACUAUGACCGAUACCCUGACAUUCUCGAUUGGUCGAACAUCCAUGGAAAGACCGCUCUCCAUUUGGCUUCCCUAAAAGGCCACGAAGAGCUCGUUCGCAUGCUCUGCGACUUUGGUGCCGAUGUGGAUCUCUCGGACAACAAGGGCAAUACGCCGUUACACUACGCUAGCUCGUGGGGCCAUAUUCCAAUAGUUCAACUUCUCAUCGAACGGGGAUGUGUGUACACGGCCAAGAAUAACGACGGCUUCACAGCAUUAGAUUAUGCUUAUUCUUUCACGACCAAAGACACCCUCCAAGACACAGCAAGGCUGCAAUUUGAAAACAACAAGAAGAGUAGACGGAAUGUCCUGGCCCAAGCUGCUGUGCGAGGGAGUGACUGGGCUGGACCAUCCAACGUUCCGCCUCCUGUGCCCUCGAAAGGCCGUGAUAUCAAGCAAUCACCAAAUCGAAUAAGGAGUGGAUCGGGAACAAGUCGUACGACAACAACCUCUGAUAGCGGUGAAGUCGAGAGCAAUGGCUUGGCUCCCGCACACAAAAGCCAGUCCUCCUCCUCUUCACCGUCUACCGCCCCCCAACCAUAUCUUUCUCCACAUGGGUCUACCAAUGGAUUCGUGCCAUCUCCGUCCAAGAUGCGAAGUAAUUCUCCUUGGGCCCCAGCUUCUUCAGCGUCACCGGUGGCUACCCGAAUGCGAGAGCGCGAUGCUGAUGCGCGAGUCAAGUUCAUGAACGAUUCCGGGAUGGCUCGGAAUCGGUCAGGCAGUGCUUCAACUGACAAUAAGUCACAAAAUGGGACCCAGUAUACCUCAACAAGUCUCUCCGUCGACGAGGACCCCUUGGCGAGAAUGGGUGGAGUAAGUGGGUCCGUUACCCCACGAAGGUUGAGACCAUCCGUCUCGGCUGCGCAGUUGAGGACAAAUCCAGAUGUGCUCAAUAUCGUCACGGCCUUUCCCUCGUCCUCUGAACACCGGACUCGCUCUGGAACAAAUCCUACUGCCCCUAGACCAACACUCCCCCAACUACAUCGUUCGACGUCAGUAUCAACUUCGCCUUAUACCGAACAUCCACCAGGAAGUUACACUGGCCCACCGAUUCAAUACGCCACAUUUCCUGAACCACCAGUUGCUCCAGAUGAUAGCAGCACUCCCACUGCCGGUCGGCGGUUGCCUUUCAAUAUUUUGUCGAAACCCCUUCCUAACGCGGACCCCCCCAACAUCAACCAUAGGCGUGGUUUAUCUGCCGCGUCAGUCCGUGGUCCAUGA